This is a messenger RNA of Linum trigynum, 995 nucleotides long. The record is from the annotation of a GenBank genome assembly. NCBI's taxonomy places the organism in Eukaryota, Viridiplantae, Streptophyta, Magnoliopsida, Malpighiales, Linaceae.
GGCACAAACAAUACUCCGCUAUAGGGGUAUGACCAAUGUGCACCCAUUCCACCCAGGUAUCUUGCCAUUUCUCAAAAGGGCACGGUUGGACCGGAUUAGGCAUUUUAACGGCAUCAAAGUCGAUCGCCAACUCAUCACCGCAUUAGUUGAGAGAUGGAGAAAGAAAACCCAUUGUUUCAACUUUAGAGAAGGAGAGGCCACCAUCACGCUAAAGGAUGUCGCCAUCCUAACCCAUCUACCCAUCGACGGCAAACCAGUGUGCGCGAGUGAUCAUCCAUCCGAGGAUCGUGACGGUAUGCCCGGUUGGGUUUAUUUCAUCCACAGUGUUUUGAGGGUGAAAGUACCAGUCAAGGGGAGCGUUGAUGCGACCGAUCGCUUGCCACCAAUGAGGAAACACCAAGCCUCAAUUACUUGGUUGACGAAGUAUUUUAGAGACCAUUACGAAAGUCAUCCCCUAACUGAGAAAAGUCCGGAGGAUGAGAAGGAAAGAUAUGCUCGUGUCUAUCUCAUAGGCAUGAUCGGAUGAGUGUUCUUCUCCAAAAAAAUCAAGCAAUCUCCUUAGCUGUGGAUGGCUUAGGAUCAUCCUCGGUAGUUGGGAGGAGAUGGGGGAGUUUAGCUGGGCAUCUGCUUGCCUAGCUAAUAUCUACCACAAUUUGUGCAAUGCGUCUCUAAAAUCUGUGAGGGAGGUCGCCGACGUAAUGUUCAUCGUUCAAUUUUGGGCUUGGGAGCAUAUGUCAUGGAUUGCACCGGUCCAACGUCCCGACGGGGAUUGGCCAAUCGAUCAUCCCCUAAGAGGUGAAGCUUAUGGUACAAGUUAUCCAUCCCAUACGGGUAAUGGGUACCCGUUUCCCAUAUGGGUUUGGGAUAUGGGAUGGACUUUGGUCUCCAAAUGGGACUGGGUACCCGUUUAAAAUGGGACGGGUAUCCCGUCCCGUUGCUCACCCUUACUUUUGGUAUAUUUUUUUUGAAUUUUUGAAUAGAUGAAUCAUUAAUCU